AUUUUUUUACAGAGAGUUUGUGUAUUUCAGAAAAAAAAAAAGCCGCAUGUUUUUUGUCUUAAAAAUUACUAAUCAAAUAUCCUUUGCUUCCCAAACAAACCCAGACGUACUAUUCAGACCACGCAGGACCAACAAAACCAACAAAACCAACAAAAACACUCUUGGCAUCGAAACCCCCCUUUUUCUUUUAUUAAAACCAAAAUUUUCAAUCAUAGAUUCUUCAUCAAGAUUAUCGUCUUAGCUAAUUGAGUAAAAAUUACACCGCUUCUCCUCAACUUUUUAAACAGUUUUUUUUUAAUAAAUAAAUUAAAAUAUUAAUACAUGAAAUUUCGUAAUCGAAUCGGAGUUUCUACCUUUCUCACUAAAUCUUCCUCUUCUCAAUAAUCCGCUGCUGCCAAGCUUUUUGUUGUUGCAACUUGAUUAAUUAAUCAACGGCUGUGAUUAAAUCUUCUUCACCUUCCUCUGGGAGUUAAUCUUUGUUUAUUCAUUCGAGAAUAAUAUGUCAAUGGCGGACCUAAAAGAGCGUCUGCUUCCGCCGAAACCUCAAUCGGCUGUAAACCUUAGAGAUGCUUCUUAUCGGGCAUCUGCCUCUGGACGCCAACCUUUCCAAGGCAUGGAUUUAUUGGGGUUAAAGAAGCGGGGCCAAGGACUUCGAUCUUGGAUCCGUGUUGAUAUAUCUGGGAAUUCCCAGAUCAUUGAGGUUGACAAGUUCACUAUGAUGCGUCGUUGUGAUCUACCGGCCCGGGAUCUACGGCUUCUGGAUCCUUUGUUUGUUUACCCCUCAACAAUCCUCGGUAGAGAGAAGGCUAUCGUUGUAAAUUUAGAGCAGAUACGGUGUAUCAUCACUGCUGAUGAGGUUCUACUCUUGAAUUCCCUUGAUAGCUAUGUUUUGCACUAUGUUGUAGAGCUACAAAGGCGACUAACAACUGGAGUAGGUGAGGUUUGGCAAUCAGAGGGUCCUGAGUUGAACAGAAGAAAAAGCAGUAGGGGUUUUGACAAUAUAUAUGGGAGCACAUCCCCUGAUUAUUUGCCCUUUGAGUUUAGAGCUCUUGAAGUUGCUUUGGAAGCUGCCUGUACAUUCCUUGAUUCACAGGCAGCAGAAUUAGAAAUUGAAGCAUAUCCACUAUUGGAUGAGCUUACAUCAAAGAUCAGUACGUUAAACUUGGAGCGUGUCCGCAGAUUAAAGAGCAGACUUGUUGCCUUGACUCGAAGAGUUCAGAAGGUUUUAAAAGAUGAGAUAGAGCAGCUAAUGGAUGAUGAUGGAGAUAUGGCGGAAAUGUAUCUUACUGAGAAGAAGAGCAGGAUGGAGUCAUCAUUUUAUGGUGAUCAAUCUUUGAUGGGAUUCAGAUCAAAUGAUGGCCUCUCUCUUUCUGCUCCAGUUUCUCCUGUUUCUUCACCCCCCGAAUCCCGCAAACUGGAGAAAAGCUUGAGCAUUGCAAGGAGCCGCCAUGAGAGCAUUAGGAGUUCAGAGAGCACUACAGAAAAUAUAGAAGGGCUGGAGAUGUUACUGGAAGCAUACUUUGUUCUCAUUGAUAGCACCCUAAAUAAGUUGACUUCGUUGAAGGAAUACAUAGAUGACACAGAGGAUUUCAUCAACAUUCAGCUGGAUAAUGUUCGAAACCAGCUGAUCCAAUUUGAGCUGCUACUCACAACCGCGACAUUUGUUGUUGCCAUUUUUGGGGUGGUAGCAGGAAUAUUUGGCAUGAACUUUGCGAUACCUAUGUUUGAUGACCCAGAUGCAUUUAAGUGGGUCCUCAUCGUUACUGGGGUUUGUGGGAUCAUCAUAUUUUGUGGCUUUGUGUGGUUCUUCAAGUACAGAAGACUUAUGCCUCUAUAAGGAAACAAAAGAGAAGGCAGUUUUUCCAUCAUUGUUGUUAUCAAUUAUGUACCCUGCAUAUGGAACGAGAGAAACACCAAAAAGAUGGGUCUCAUUUUAGAGCCAAUUCUUUUGUUGCAGUCGCACAUCUUUAACUGUACAAUAACUUCAGCUCUAGGAAAUUAAAUUUUAUUGAAUUUUUUCUUGUUGUGUGGUUAAAGUUAUACCAUAGCUAAUCCGAGAAAGCAAGAGUGUAAUCGAUCGAGUUUGAGUUGAUAUAAUUUUAAGUUUGAGUUUGAGUUCAGUUUUAAAUUUGAGAUUUAAAAGUCGGCUCAAACUAGAUCGAAUUUUAUUUUUGUAGCUCAAACUUGACUUGAGA
Messenger RNA from Durio zibethinus, 2195 nucleotides. It is a transcript of the gene MGT1, whose product is annotated as magnesium transporter 1. NCBI's taxonomy places the organism in Eukaryota, Viridiplantae, Streptophyta, Magnoliopsida, Malvales, Malvaceae. The record is from RefSeq and is a predicted model, not a curated record. Gene Ontology annotation, molecular function: magnesium ion transmembrane transporter activity. Gene Ontology annotation, cellular component: membrane. Gene Ontology annotation, biological process: transmembrane transport; magnesium ion transport.